CCGGAUUCUCGCUUCUCGGAAAUCUGGGGUUCAGCGGCGCGCUCUCCGAUUUCGAACUGGAAGAUCUCGCCAUCUAUGAGCCAGAUCAAUAUUAUUCUACCUUCGUUGAGCCGGUGGAAUCCUCCGGCCCCAUUUCCAUCCCGGCAAGUGGUCAGGGUGCGGCGGUGACGUUUGAUCCGCAGACUCCAUUAUUCUUUGAAAUUCCUCCAUUCGCUCGCGAGGCGAAGGGGAAAAUGAAAGGCUCAAAGGCUAAGGAUAUAUUUGACAUCGCAAGGGAAGAGAGAUGGUUCGAGUCUGGGGGAUUCUGGAAAGUCCAAACUGAUGAAGAGAUCGAGCGUCGAUGGGGGGAAACACGGUCAGAACUGCUGCAUAAAUGCAAAAAACGACAUCGAGAAACGGUCAAACAGUCGAGAAGACGCCUCGGGAAGAGUGCUUCACGUGUCAACCCGAUGGUGGUCCAAAUAUAAGGACAAGAUUCGAUUCUUUUUGCGAAUGGGAGCGGGAGGGAGUGCAGACACCCAGCGAUAUCGGCUUUCAUAAGGUGAAUGAAAGCUCUAUUUUCCCUGCACUCUUAUUAGUGUUACCUACUAUAGUUGCCAAUAGCUUCACCCAGAUACAGCCUGUAUCAAAGUGCUCACGACGCGUAUCACAUAAUAUUGUCCAUGGUCUGA
Molecule: messenger RNA, 671 nt
Organism: Cantharellus anzutake
Lineage: Eukaryota; Fungi; Basidiomycota; Agaricomycetes; Cantharellales; Hydnaceae
Exons: 2
Coding region: 234-467 (77 amino acids)
Source: RefSeq, a predicted model, not a curated record